Molecule: messenger RNA, 2364 nt
Organism: Bubalus bubalis (water buffalo)
Lineage: Eukaryota; Metazoa; Chordata; Mammalia; Artiodactyla; Bovidae
Gene: PMP22
Product: peripheral myelin protein 22
Exons: 5
Coding region: 726-1208 (160 amino acids)
Cellular component (GO): plasma membrane
Source: RefSeq, a predicted model, not a curated record
UCCUUCAACAGUUUACUAAACGCAGCUUCGUCUUAGCAAACGUGCGGAUCCUUCCGCAGAUCAGACGCGGGAUGUGAGGUGUGGGGUGAGGACCGCACCGCGGCGGACAGAAGAGGUCCUGCCGGCUCCAUGCUGCUGCACUUAUUUCUGGCGGCGGGGAGCUCACCCCGUUACCUCCGCCUCUCCUUCGCACGGACACUUGCUCCCCUCCAGCCUGGGCCCUGAGCGCAUCGGCCCGACCAGCGCCCGGGGAGGGCAGGAGGCGCCGGCCCCAGCAAUUCUCCCGGGCGGUUCUUUCCUCUCCCUCGGCUCUGCGCCUUCUCUCCGGGGCCGCGGGUGUCUUUGCCAAGCGGUGGUGGGGUCGGGGCGGCUCCCCUGCGCGGGCCAAACUUGAGUGGAAACUCAAAGCCUAACGAAACGCGGAGCGGUCUGGGGACCCGGCUCUCCGCCGCGCGCUCUCCCUCCCAGCACGCCGCUGGAUCCCCGGGCCUCUCGCAGAGACCUAGGCCCCUGCCUGCCCCUCGCCCCCACCUCCACUCCACCGGGAGAGCGCUCGCUCUCCCUUUUCUGCCCCCCUUCCGCAAGCUGGGCCGCCCCCGGAGCGCCCGGGUGGGUGGAGGCGCGCUGCAGCCUCUGCUUGGCACUCUGGAAAAACCUCCCCUCCCGGGAAGACUUCGACGUGCGUCGCCAGACGGAAACUCCGCUGAGCAGAACCCGCCGCCAGAAUGCUGCUCCUGCUGCUGGGUAUCAUCGUCCUCCACGUGGCCGUGCUGGUGCUGCUGUUCGUGUCCACCAUCGUCAGCCAAUGGAUGGUGGGCAAUGGACAUGCGACUGACCUCUGGCAAAACUGUAGCACCUCCUUGAUGGGCAGUGUCCAGCACUGUUUCUCGUCAUCAGCAAAUGAAUGGCUACAGUCUGUCCAGGCCACCAUGAUCCUGUCCAUCAUCUUCAGCGUUUUGUCUCUGUUCCUGUUCUUCUGCCAGCUCUUCACCCUCACCAAGGGCGGCCGGUUCUACAUCACUGGGGUCUUCCAGAUCCUCGCUGGUCUGUGCGUGAUGAGCGCGGCGUCCAUCUACACGGUCCGGCACCCGGAAUGGCAUUUCAACUCGGACGGCUCCUAUGGCUUCGCCUACAUCCUGGCCUGGGUGGCCUUCCCCCUGGCACUUCUCAGCGGUGUCAUCUAUGUGAUCUUGCGGAAGCGUGAAUGAGGCCCGGGGAUGGGACGGCCGAGGCUCUGAGCUCACGUGGGGAGGGAGGAAGCAAACCAGAAGCCAGGAAAACAAACAAAAAAAACCAAGCUAGCCAAAAAACCCAAACUCAAACCAAACCAAACAGAAAGCAGCGCGGGGGGUGGGGGGGUGGUUAGUGUUGAUUGAAGAUGUAUAUAAUACCGACGGUUUAUAAAACCUAUUUAUAACACUUUUUACAUAUAUGUACAUAGUAUUGUUUGCUUUAUGUGUUGACCAUCAGCCUUGGGUUGAACCUUAAAGUAGCUAAGGAACUUGACAUCCUAACCAUAUAAUCAAGCUCAGUUUUUUUUUUUUUUUCGUUUUUCUUUGUUUGUUUUGCCCAGAAAGAAAGAAAGCUCAUCACGCCCCUUCCCCUUCAUCUGAAAAAGUUACCUCCCUCCCACUCCACCUCAUUUAGAAAACCAAAGUGUGGGUAGAAACCCUCAAUGGCCCAAAGCCUUUAACUGUGGGUGACCCGCCGUGUGUCACAGACACGCGCUGCCCACGCCUCUGUGUGCAGCCUUACCUGCACUCAACAAAGCCCCCAAACUGGAGCCCUCGGAGAAUCGCGGCUUGUGGCUUUGGAGUCCUUGCCCUGGAGAGGACGCGGUGUCCCAGUCGCGCGUCUAGCUUAGAAAUCGGUGACAACAAACCUAUGAAGUGGUGCUAUGUAUUUACCAUUCCUUACGAUCACUAAUCAUCUAAACGCCUCACUGGAAAUUCAAUUAACAAUUUUACAACAUAAAGCUGAAUGGAGACCUGAAUAAUUCUGUGUAAUAUACAUGGUUUAUAACCGCUUUUGUACCUGGCUAGGCUGCUGUUAUUACUAUAAUACGUAACAAUGCACCGCCUUUAUCACUCCCACAUUUCCUUAUGGUCGGAGCAUCCGGACAAGCUUCUAGACCCCCUGGGACGGUGGGAUCCCAGGAUAUGGCGGAGUCUAGACUGUCCUCUGCCUCCAAGGACUGUCUGGCAAUGACUCGUACUGGCCACCAACUGUAGAUGUAUAUACGGGGCCCUUCUGAUGCCAAGACUCCAGACCUUGUUUUUUCCCUCUUUUUUUUGCUUUGCUUUUUCUGAUUUUAUACCAACUGUGUGGACUAAGAUGCAUUAAAAUAAACAUCAGAGUAACUCA